CGUCGUCCGGUCUUUACAGGGGAACAAACAAACCCUUCACUGUCGUUAUCGUUACCUUACUAUAAUGAAUUUUAAUCUCAGGAAAGGCCUGGUUGGGCUUUUGGCUUGCUUGCAAACCGCCAGCGCGAUUCCGCUUGAUGCUCGCCAACUCGUCGUUGUUCCGGACCAAGAUUCCUUCUACUCUGCUCCCGCGGGGCUCAAUGCUACAGCUCCGGGCACAAUCCUCCGCUCCAGACCAGUCCCGUUCCCCAUCGCUGCGUUCAACACUUUGCCAGCAAACCUCGAGGCUGCGUAUCAAAUUCUUUACAGAACGACGGAUAGCCAUGGAAAUCCCGAGGCUGCCAUGACCACGCUCCUGGUCCCACACAAUGCUCAGCCCUCGAAGCUAUUGUCUUACCAGAUUGCCCAGGAUGCUCCUGACACUGCAUGCGCACCUUCUUAUGUCCUACAACUCCUGUCGACGCCGGGAGCCAUUAUCUCACAAGCAGAGCUCUUACUUAUAGAAGCAGCGCUUGAUAAGGGCUGGUACGUCGUGACCCCCGACUACCAAGGGCCGCAGUCAGCAUACGUCGCUGGUAUUCAGUCCGGGCAUGCGACACUGGACUCGGUCCGCGCUGCCCUGCAAUCGCAGAACUUCUCACAGCUCUCCCCAGAUGCCACCGUUACGUUAUGGGGCUACUCCGGGGGUGCUCUGGCGAGUAACUGGGCCGUUGAACUACAGCCCAGCUAUGCCCCGGAGCUGAGCUUUGCGGGAGCGGCCAUCGGCGGCGCGAUCCCAAAUAUCCAGAAUGUCAUGGAGACUAUCAACAACGGACCGUUCGCGGGACUCUCUGCCUCCGGAGUAAUGGGUCUGUACAACGAGUAUCCCAACCUAGCGGCAUACCUUGAGCAGCAAUUCGUGCCGGCGACAGAAACCAAGUUCAAGUCGGUCCGUGGCCAGUGCCUGCCGGCGACGGCUAUCGAGUUCGCGUUCAACGACAUGUUUUCCUAUUUCAAGUCCGGCAACGCUGUGAUCCAGGGCGCUAUCCCGCAGGAGGUUUUGAAGACGAAUACCCUCGGGCAGCAUGUCCCCACGACCCCGCUGUAUUUCUACAAAUCAAUCAAUGACGAGGUCAGCCCAAUCGCAGAUACCGACAAAAUUGUCUCCGGGUAUUGCGCUGGCGGGGCAUCAGUCCAGUACCAGAGAGACCUGUUGUCGGAGCAUGGCUCGCUCGCUGUCACGGGGGCGCCUGAGGCUAUGGUUUGGCUGGAGGCCCGAAUGAACGGAACGCCUGCUGCGUCUGGCUGCUCGACGAACUCAGUGAUCUCGACUCUGGAGGACCCAGCAGCAAUCGUGGCGCUUGGCGAACUAGUUGUUGGCGCCCUGGCAGCGCUCUUGGGCGCGCCGAUUGGACCUCUUAGCAUCGCUUAGAGCGGACCUGGAGAUGAUAGAUGAUUAUGCUUUGUUUACACUUUGGCCCCAUCCUGAUGGAGACGACCCUGGUUUUCUUUUCGUUAGAUGUAUAGACUUGCUCUCUGAUGUUUGCGCAUUGUUUGGCCCUUCCGAAAGAAUAUAGAAGUUGGUUGGUUAUCCCCAAACA
This is a messenger RNA of Amorphotheca resinae ATCC 22711, 1580 nucleotides long. RefSeq lists its product as hypothetical. Gene Ontology annotation, molecular function: triacylglycerol lipase activity. NCBI's taxonomy places the organism in Eukaryota, Fungi, Ascomycota, Leotiomycetes, Helotiales, Amorphothecaceae. Gene Ontology annotation, biological process: lipid catabolic process. The transcript has a single exon. The record is from RefSeq and is a predicted model, not a curated record. Bases 65 to 1411 code for a protein of 448 amino acids.